Messenger RNA from Knipowitschia caucasica, 2073 nucleotides. NCBI's taxonomy places the organism in Eukaryota, Metazoa, Chordata, Actinopteri, Gobiiformes, Gobiidae. The record is from the annotation of a GenBank genome assembly.
AUGGACGCGUUAUCCAAAACUGUAGUGUUGGAAAUAAGCAAACUGGUGGAGAUCGAGUCGAAGAUGCUUAAAAUAGAAAUAAACCGCGGACGAAAUGAAAUCUCUUCACUCACAGAGAAACUGCAGCUGAUGGAGAAGCUGCUUUACAUGCAAGGGAAUAGACAGGACUUUACAGCAGUUGCAAUGGUGAGGGACAGGGGACUUGUACUGCAGCCUGACAGGACAACUCAACCAGCCAUAAACAGUUCACAACAUCCUGGGGAGAGUCCAAGAGAUGCCAUCACCUCUUCCACCACUGAAGACACCAACCAACAACAAAGGGUUGAGCCUGCCCAGUCUAUUGAAAAUGCAGUGCUGGAGCCUGAAAUUGUUAUCAAGGAGGAGCCGUUAGAGGAGCAGUGUGGAGUCUUUGAUAAUAGAAGCAAAUGUGAAAGCGUGAAUCCUGUGGUUGUGAUUGCACCAGUGAAGUCUGAGGUCGAUCUGUGCCCCCCACCUGUCAGACAAGUUGCAGAUAAGCAGCAGUUCAGGCUGGACUAUACUCCUGUCCUCAGAAGCUUGGGUUGUGUGACAGAACAGCAGUUUGAAGAAAUCCUUGUCAAGAUCCAGCAAGAAGUGGACAGACGAAAGUGUUUGGAUAUUACAUCUGCUGAACGAACUGCUGCUAUAAGAGACAUUUACCGACCUCUGCACCCUCAUGUCUACCACCUACAGGAGUCUUUUCUUGCACCAAGAUUCAAGCAGAUAGUGGAGUAUUGCAGGGGCAUCAGUGCUUGUGAAGAGGGUCUGUUGGAACUUUUAGAUGAAAUGCCAGGCCAUAGGGUUUAUCGAUUUCCUGUAUUCGAAAAACAGUUUUGUGAAGAGCUGCUUCAGGAGCUGGAGCACUUUGAGAAGUCUGCAGCCCCUAAAGGAAGACCCAACACGAUGAAUCACUAUGGGAUCCUUCUGAAUGAACUUGGUUUUGACUCAGGAUUCAUCAGUCCUCUCCGUGAGCUUUACCUGCGUCCAAUCACCACCCUCUUGUACCCAGACUGUGGAGGACACUGCCUGGACAGCCAAAAAGCCUUUGUAGUUAAAUAUGACAUAAACGAGGAUCUCGACUUGAGUUAUCAUUACGACAAUGCUGAAAUAACGCUCAAUGUUUCUCUGGGUAAAGAUUUCACAGAGGGAAACCUUUAUUUUGGAAACAUGAAACAGGUUCCCCUCAGUGAGUCUGAAUGUGCAGAGGUUGAACACAGAGUGACUGAGGGCCUUCUGCACAGGGGCCAACAAAUGCACGGAGCUCUGCCCAUUUCCUCUGGACAACGCUGGAACCUCAUAAUUUGGAUGAGAGCUUCUGAAGUGCGCAACAAACUGUGUCCUAUGUGCCAACGGAAGCCAUCUUUGUUAGAAGGAGCGGGCGGGACCCGGGGUUUUCGGACUCAGCUGGCGAUGAUCUGGGAGAAGCUGACCAAAGCAGCGCUGGUGGAAAUAAGCAAUAUCGCCGACGAAUGCUCCGCUGUCCUUCACACCGAGAUCUCCCUCCAUAAGACAGAGAAUGAGGCUCUGAAGAAGCGGUGCUACUCGCUGGAGGUGCAGCUGAGAGCGGCCAGAGAGGCUCAGUCCUACCCCGGGCAUGGCAGCAGUCUGGCACACCGCCACAGCGCAGAUCAGCCUCACCAUUCUCCAGAGAUUGAAGGAGUGUUUGGAAAGGACUGGUGCAUGGAACUAUGGAGAGAUGACAAAGCCUUGCCACGAGAAAAGGGGAAUGUUGACGCUGCUGCUAUGACAAGUCUCCAGGCACAAACUAUUGAUUUGAUUGAGAGCGAUCCAGAGCUAAUUUUUGUCAAAGAAGAGAGCUAUGAUGAUCACCCCAUUGGACAUGGACACCACAUGCCACUGCCAGAAACACCCACUGGUGCUGGGAUUUUUGAGAACAACAUGCUUCACCGAUCUGUUGAGCAGCAGCUCCAAUCUGAGCUCAAUAACUUUCAGUUAAUGACUGAAAGUCACAGCACAAGCCAGGCGUGCACUCAGGCAGCACUGCCCACAGAGCACCUCAUAGAUGAAGCUACGAUUAACACUAUCGAUAUUUAA